Molecule: messenger RNA, 11029 nt
Organism: Tremella mesenterica DSM 1558
Lineage: Eukaryota; Fungi; Basidiomycota; Tremellomycetes; Tremellales; Tremellaceae
Exons: 15
Coding region: 1-10935 (3644 amino acids)
Biological process (GO): DNA repair; regulation of DNA-templated transcription
Cellular component (GO): NuA4 histone acetyltransferase complex; SAGA complex; nucleus
Molecular function (GO): protein binding; transcription coregulator activity
Source: RefSeq, a predicted model, not a curated record
AUGCCACCACCCAGUUUCAGUGUCAGUGGACCUAUGACUGUGGCCGAUUGCGAACAUUUAGCUGCUCAAUUGUUAGAUCCCAGUGUUGCGGUGGAAUUGAGGGAUUCCGCAGAGACAGCCAGGGAUUUUGGUUUCUAUGAAAAAUACCUCGGAGCUUUGAUCCCUUCAGUAUGUACCGUACUAGGAGAUGAGAGGACCAUAUCUUUCACUAGAGAUAAUCUCGAGCAGAGAUUGAGACAUACCCUUCUUUCUUUCAUACAACGCUUACCUCAUCAUGAACCUCUUCGUCCUCACGUGGCUAAGAUCAUGGAGCUCAUGAUCAAACUACUAAAAGUAGAGAAUGAAGAGAACGCAAUGUCAUGUAUAAAGAUAAUGAUUGAUGGUAUACGAAGUCAUAAGGAACAAGCUGAACCACUGGCCGAACAGUUCUUGGAUUUGGUCAAACAGAUGUAUGCUAAUAUCAAAUCUGUGGUAGAGAAAGAAUUUGGACCUCCAUCCACUAUUACUGGGCCGUCUUCUUCACCUGUCCCCGUUACACCAGGAAGUGACACUCCUUUUCCUCAAGCGCAACCUACCACACCGGCUCCUACCGUCCUUGCCCGUUCACUGUACUCUCCCAAAGUCCUCACCGAAUGCCCUAUCGCCGUCGUCCUCAUUUUCCAAACUUUCAAGUCCAUCAUGCAAGGUGCUCUACUCGAUUUCUACCCCCUUGUGCUAGAGAGCAUCAAACUACAACCAGAACCUCAACGACUGGCUCAUCUUGAGGCCAAGGAAAGAGGAGAGACGUUCACGGGCGUUACACCCGCCAUCACCAACCGUGAAGUUUAUACCGAACUCAUCAAGGCGCAAGUCAAGACAAUGGCAUUUGUAGCGUACAUUUUACGAGGUGCUCAGAAUGUCAACGUCAAGGACUAUCUCGAAGUGUUCCCAGAAGCUUGUAUCCGACUACUGAGGGACUGUCCACCUGAAGAUGUAGGUACUCGGAAAGAACUUCUCGUCGCCACCAGACAUAUUCUUUCAGCAGAAUCCAGAUCGGCGUUCAUCCCUUACAUUGAUACGUUGUUGGAAGAGAAAGUUCUAGUAGGGUCAGGCGUGUCAAGUAGGGAAACACUACGACCUCUUGCAUAUUCCGUUGUCGCGGAUCUCAUCCAUCAUGUCCGUAACGAACUCCCCAUGUCGCAACUCUCCCGGGUCGUGUAUGUCUUUUCCUGUAACCUCAACGAUGCUUCCUUCUCUGGAGCUAUCCAAACAAUGUGCGCAAAGCUCCUCAACACUCUCGUCGAUUCGAUCAUCAGCAAAGGUGAACCCACCGAAGCGUCUAGGAUCUUACGCGGCAUGUUCUUCACAGCGUUGGAGAAGUUGCGAUGCAUGACGGAAACAUACGAUCGUUUGAAAGCGAUACAGACGUGGGACAAAGCACAAGAACAAGCGAAAGAGGAAGGAACAGAGCGUAAAGAUCAAGUUGACGUUUCUGGCGAUGUCAGCAUGACCGACAUCGAGGAUCCUGCCGACAAGCAGAAAUUCGGAUGGAGAUUUAUCGAACAAUCCAUGCCGGUAUAUUCUGUUGCUUACGCCAAGGAAUCUCUUGAAGCUUUUUGCAAGGAAGCGCGUUAUCUGUUCAAGACACUGCUUCAUACCAUCCGAACUUUACUAGCAGCAUCACGUUCUUCCGGUCAAGAUGCCCAACCUAUGCCUCCUCCAGAUGGUGAAAUGCUCGGCGAGUUCUUCCGUCACGCUCUACGUUGUCUUGCCAUUUUCGAAGGUCAACGUGAGCCACGCGAGUCCAAAGAUGCUGUGGAAUUGGUCGACCAAAUAUUACUCAUGUUUGAACCGCACGUCUUCGCUGAAAUCUGGACACUCAACAUGGACUUCUUCGUCGAGCAAGCUACUGUCAGCCUUCACGUGUUUCCUGUCCUACAAACUUUGAUCACCCACGAAUCGGUCUCUCACCAGCUUGUCGCUAUCCUCCUCAAGUACCUCAUGGCUCAUUUGGGCGACCUAGGUCACGAAUCAAAGGCCAAGACCAGUAUCUGUCUAAGAUUGUUCAAGAUGUCAUUUCUCGCCAUCAACACGUAUAUCGCCAGUAAUGAGUCUGUCCUCGUCCCUCAUCUGCAAAAGCUCAUCAUGGAAUCUUUUGAGCAUGCUGCCAAAGCAGACGAUCCAGCCAUCUACUAUCAAAUCCUUCGUGCAUUGUUCCGAUCCAUCGGCGGUGGAAGGUUUGAAGCGUUGUACAAAGAGGUCUUACCCAUCCUUCAUGAAAUGUUAGACACUCUGGCUUACCUCUUACAACACACCAGUGAUACGGCACAGAGAGAUCUCUUCGUCGAACUCACGCUCACUGUCCCCGUCCGAUUGACCAAUCUCCUUCCUUACUUGUCAUACCUCAUGAAACCCCUCGUACACGCACUGCACGCGGGCCCAGAGCUCAUCAGUCAAGGUCUUCGAACUUUAGAGUUAUGUAUCGACAAUCUCACUGGCGACUUUCUUGAUCCUACCAUGACUCCUAUCCAUCGAGACCUCAUGAUCGCCAUGCAAGCACUACUCAAGCCCAUCCCUGCCAACAGACAACAUGCGGGAGCAGCGGUCAAGAUUCUCGGCAAGCUCGGCGGACGUAAUCGGCGUUUCCAUGAGGUAGAUCACGAUCUACAAUACUGGAGUUCCAACUCUAGAUUGCUUGUCCCUAUAUCUUUCAAAGGGAAAACUGGCAGUCUUCCUUUGUCGCCAUUGGUUCAAGCCGCAACUUCUGCUCUUCACGAUUCCGACGCGCUAUAUCAAGACGAGGCUCUGCAGGCCCUGAUGCUUACCUCUUUGACGGUGUUCGAAACGGAUGCUCCCAAUCCUGAAGGGAAUGAUACGUUCCAGGAGACUAUUUGUGGACUUGUGCAAGCCACUCAGCAAGAGGCUAUCGCUGAGAAAGCAAUCAAGUUUAUCCGCAGCUUCUGCAGCAGAAUGUUCACGUCUGAGAUCAAUCGAUCGGAUGCUAGCCCUGGCAAAUUCUCCCAUGAAUCCAAUCGUAAAAGACUCCUUCCGCUCACCAGCGCCUUCUUCGACUCUUUUGUUUUUGCUCUCGCCCAAGUCAAGGAAUCUGAACGACCCGGCAUCAUCUCCGUACUUGUCACGCUAGUCAACGAUCUCCGGGGAAUGUCGCAAAAUACACCAUCGAAUCAUUCCCCAGAAACGGCCCGUGUCAUACAGACCCUUCUCAGCCGUCUCGUCACUUUAUGUCAGGACGAAGAUUGGUCUCGCAAGAUGGCUGGUGUCAACGCCAUAACCGCAAUCAUGCGAAUACCCGAUAUCAGCCGACAAAUUUUGAUCGAUCUUGAAAUAGAGCUAGUCCGAGCUUUCAUGUUUUGUCUUCGCGAUGCUCCCAAACAUGUCCCGAGAUCAGCCGAUAAAGUCAAGGAGGCAGUCAUAUUCCUUCUCCGCACAUGUCAAGGACACGACGAAGGUAAAGUACGUAUACCACGAUUGGUUGAUUGUUUCAUCACGGAGUUGAAUGGCCAAAAUGAACUCUCCCGCUCAAGCACGCGGGAAUUCAUCAGCUUACUAGCGGAGCUUACGGCGCAACCGAUUCUCAACCUCAUUCAAACCACGGUCAAAGCUCGUUUACUAGAUCCACAGGGAGCUAUCUUUUCGAAGCCUCUUCGAGCUAUAGCGAUGCCUAUGCAAGUCGGGAAUAUCGACGCUAUGACGUAUAUAAUCGAGCUCCGUCCUCCACUCGUUGAGACAACAGAAGAGUUUGUGCGUAUGUUACAUGAGGUGCUUGCACUUGCGGACGUGGACGAUCCAGCACCCAAAAGUGCCAAUUACAAGGAUGAAGUGUGGCUGAAACGCUUGAGGAUUUCUUGUCUCAAGCUGCUCAACGCGACCAUGGCAUGCCCUGAAUUACUAUCCAAACCUCAUGUGGCGAACAUCCGCUCAAAAAUUAUACAGGUCUACUUCAAGCAUGUGUAUUCGACCAACUCGCCAACAAGUGAUAUCGCUCAUGAUGGUCUUCGAGAGGUCCUCAGUCACCAAUCUAAAUUGCCGAAAGAUGUGCUCCAGACCGGCUUACGACCCAUUCUCGUCAAUCUUGCCGAUGCUAGGCGUUUAAGUGUGACAGGUCUAGAGGGACUCGGUCGUUUCCUCGAGCUCUUGACCAAUUACUUCAAAGUGGAAAUCGGUGUCAAGUUACUGGACCAUCUAUCUACCUUGGGCGAUCAUCAAAUGUUGGCUGAGGCUGCUCGAGAUCCAUUGGACGACAACACUGACAUUGCUCGCAUGACCAGACUCGUCAACAUCUUCCGUCUUCUCCCAUCGACCGGAGUUCAAUUCCUCAAAAGUCUCACGAGUAUCGUGGUGGAUGUCGAAGCUCAAUUACACCAAUCCUCUCCUGGGCCGUUUACCGUCAGUUUAGGUCGUUACCUCGAUCGAUAUCAUGUUGAAGCCGCACAAAACUUGCUCGAUAAUAUAAGCCAUUCGAGAUACAUAUGGACCUAUCGGUGUAUCAUCAUGUCGGAUUCUGCACCUCUUCUCGUGGAACAAUUGUCAAAUAACGCAGAAGCAAUCUGCGAAAUGUGCUUCAAGGAUCCAGAUAAUACAGAUCUUGUUAUCCCUGGCUUAUAUCUCAUUCGAGAGCUGUCACGCAAGUCUCCUUCUUGGUUGGCAGAACGCGAGCCUGUCCUAUCCGCUCUGGUCGUAGUUUGGCGUUCUAUUCUCGAGAAAUCACGUAACUCGAAGAUCAACAUGACUGGUCCUCAUUAUCAGGUCAUUCCAACGUUGAUUUUGGAAAUGUUCAUGACAGCUCUCCGAUACCAGCAUAUCGUCCCUCUUCUUUUCCACGUCGUCGAGGCUUUCGAGAUCCGUAGCUCGUUCGAAAAGUCCUUCGUGUCCUUCUUCCUCUACGAGCAAGCGGCGUUGCAAGAUUCUGUCGAAUAUCGACGAGAGGUUAUCGAACAUUUCCUCAAUAUCUAUGAAGAUCCUUCCGUUACUUGGGCCUUCAAGACGAAUGCUCUUCGUGUCAUUGUCAAUCCCACCAUCAGAACCUACUUUGCAGACGACAAGCAAGACGGUUCUCUUAUCACACACGGAGCAGUGCAGAAGAUUGCCUCUUUGAUGUGGCAACCUCUCGGAGCCACCGCCGCGGCUAGAGCGUUGGACGACACGACACUCAUUGAGAUUUUCGUACUCACCACUUUGUUGGUACAUCAUUGCAGUGUGAAAGUCAGCGAUGUCCGGAAGCAUGUUUUCAAGCUAGCUUGGAUGGGUAUAAACCUUCUCGAACCGACUGUCAAGCUUACGGCGUAUGUCCUGACUGCGCGAUUCAUGUCGACUUUCGAUACCCCUUUCAAAUUCGUUCGUCUCACGUGGAUCGGUGUUCUCAGAUUGAAAGAUACGGAGAAUCGAACUCUUUUCCGUCAAGCAACGGAUAUUCUUGCUGCUUGUCUGCCAAUCCGAGAUCCUCCUACCGUUGGCACACCAGAAUGGGCUCAACGAUUGCGCGCUAUCCUGGUGGAGGAUGGACCUGCGACCGGACAAGUGGUCAGCGUCUGCGAGUUACUGGUCAAUCACGCCGAUUUGUUUUACGAUUAUCGAGAGCUCUAUGUUCCUCAGAUCGCCAACUCCUUGUCGAAGCUUGCCUUUGCUGCUGCUUCUACACCCGAGUUGCGCAAACUCACCAUUGAUAUUGUUGAGCUUAUCUUCCGGUGGGAGAAACGGCGGAUGGCCGCUCGUGAUGAGGCGAUGGAUGUGGAUGAGAAGCGAACUCUGCAGGACUCGCCCGAAGCAGCAUCAAGUAAACGACAUAGACUUGAUAGGGCUGGUACGGUCGUUUCAGCCAGUAGUGGUGGUGGAUGGGCUGCACCAAGUCAAGUCAGAGAGAUGAUGACCUCUCACUUGAUGCGAUUCGUCUCGUCUGCUCAAGAGUCUUCAACCAGAAACAGUUUGGUCAAAAGAGCUUUGAAUCUCUUCAAAGAAAUGCUGGGUCCGAAAGGUUUACCGAACGUUCAGGUGAAACUCAGCUUCUUCCAUCGGACAUUGGGACAUGAUAUAACACCAGAGAAUAUCAACCAGGUUGCCAACUCGACGGAAGUCAUCGCAGCUGUUGCUGCUGUCAAAGAUCGGAAUUGGGUCAAAACGAAUCUGGCCCUUCUCACCAAGCUUCUUGAGAAAGUUUGGAUGUUCGACGAUUCGACUUUACACGAGACUGUCAAAGAUCUCACCGAACAAAUGCUCAAGGAAAUGCCAGAAGAUGAGAACGCAGAAGCCGAUGCGGAUUCGAAAGCCCUACUUGCCGUCGUACAAAACGCAGUGACUGAAGGUCUCGCCGCAGGUCUUCGAUCCAGCUCUCACGUCCCUGGAACAAUCUUCCUCCUUGAUUGCUGGCUCAAAGCUCAGCCGAAGCAACUUCAAAACGACGCUAUAUCGUCCGGUCUUCUCAAAGUACUCGCAAAUCUUGUCAAAAUCCAAACUGCCACUGGCGCACCAGAGUCGGCUCAUCGACUGAUCAUCUCUAUCUUGGACCUUUUGCGAGAUCGUGUGGCCGACCUACGUGAACAACGGAAGCAUCUGCAGAGCGUGCUUAGCACAUUGAUCGAGCGUUCGACUAAUCUCGUCCUCUGUCGUUAUCUCCUCGAUCUGAUCCGUCAUUGGGUGUUGGACGAUCCCGAGCCAACUUCUCAAGGCAAAGAGAAGGCGGCGUUAUUGAUGCGCAUGACAAGUUUUGAUCAGCGGGACGAUGCGUUAUUCCAAAGUUUUCUCGAGGUGGUUUACCAAGUGUAUGAAGUCGAGUCUCUCCGUGGAUCAGAUAUCACACAUCGUUUAGAACCGGCUUUCCUCCUUGGCACCCGAUCCAAGGACCCGGCACAGCGAGCCCGUUUCCUCGGCAAACUCGAACAGAGUCUUCCUACGGCGAUAGAUGCCAGAUUACAGGCGUUGUUCUCAAUUCAAAACUGGGAUGUUUUGGCGGAUUUCUAUUUCAUUCCCGAGAUCCUGACUCUGCUUCUGGGUGUCGCGCGUACGGACGAUCCAUGUUUGAAGACGGAAUUGGAGAGACAAGACGACGAUGACAUGCUGGCUGAUCUGGCCACCACAGCGACAACUGGGGAUUUAUUCCGAUCCCUCAGUACCUUGGCCUAUCUCAGUUCUCCACUCGCUCACCACGCUUGGGUCACCGUAUUCCCUCUCGUUUGGUCUUGUCUGUCACGUCAACAACAAAUCAUCUGUACGCCCCACAUUGUCAAGUUGCUCUCUAAAGAAAGCCUUCGAAAACAGGCUGAAUCACGUACAAAUGUCGUGCAGACCUUCCUUGCUGGCUUCCUUCCCUGCUCACCGCCCAUCGCGCUUCCGCCGACUCUGAUCAAGUACCUUGCCAAAACUUUCAACGCUUGGUACAUUGGAUUCGAACUCCUCUCCGGUCUCACCGAAGUGUUCAAAGGUGACGACGCUCUCCGAGAGAGUUGCACGACCUCGCUCGCCGAAUUAUAUGCCGAUUUGAACGAAGACGACAUGUUCUAUGGUCUUGCUAGAGGUCGUUGUGCCUUUGUGGAGACUACGGCUGCUCUCACUUAUGAACAGAAUGGAAGAUGGCAGCAGGCAAUGGAGAUGUACGAACAGGCCCAGACCAAGGCUAGGAAUAGUCUGCUGCCAUUCAGUGAGGAAGAGUAUUGUUUAUGGGAAGAUCAUUGGAUUCUGGCUGCGCAGAAGUUACAGAACUGGGACUGGCUAUUAGAUUUGGGACGUGUCGACAACGAUGCGGAUCUAUUGCUUGAAUGCGCUUGGAGAUUGAGCGAUUGGACUUCCCCGGAUCGAGAAACCUUUGAUCAGAAUAUUGCCAAAGUGAUCGAUGUGCCCACCCCUCGACGGAAGACCUUUGAGGCAUAUUCGGCAUUACUCAAAGCUCAUGCUGCCAGAGAACCACCCAACGACUUCUUGCGUAUCCUCGACGAAACUCAGCAGGUGUCGUUACGCAAAUGGGUCAGCUUACCCACGCACAUCACCCCGGCGCACAUCCCGUUACUUCAACAGUUCCAACAAUGUGUCGAGCUGGCCGAAGCUGCCUCGGUUUUCGACAGCUUGAGCAUGACCAACGCCGCCAACCUUGAAGUUCGCGUCAAUGGAGAUCUCAAGCAGAUCUUCCAUACCUGGCGAGAUCGUCUUCCGAACUUUUACGACGACAUCAAUAUUUGGUCCGACAUGUUGGCAUGGCGUAACCAUGUUUUCCAAGCUGUCACAAAAGUCUAUGUACCGCUUAUACCAUCUGGUGAGACGGGAACUUUCGGUUAUCGCGGAUAUCACGAGACGGCAUGGAUGAUCAAUCGAUUCGGUGAGGUUGCUAGGAGACAUGGCUUGCUCGACGUAUGUUCAAUCGCUCUCAACAAGAUCUACUCCUUGCCCAAUAUCGAAAUCUCCGAAGCUUUCCUCAAAUUACGAGAACAGGCUUUGUGUUUCUUCCAGAAACCUGACAAGUUCAACGACGGACUUGAGAACAUCAGUACGACGAAUCUCAUGUAUUUUGCCCCGGCACAAAAGGCCGAAUUCCUCACCCUCAAAGGCAUGUUCAUCUCCCGCCUUGGACAAGAUGAGGAGGCGAACGCCGAGUUUGCCCAUGCCAUUCAGAUGGACAUGGGUUUACCGAUGGCUUGGGCGGAAUGGGGUAAAUUCAACGACAAACUUUACCGCGAUCGUCCGGAAACAGUCCCAGGUCCACCGCCAGAGCCCGAACCCGGGAAACCCAAGUUGACUGAAGAGCAAUAUGCUAGUAUGUACGCUAGAGAUCGUGCGGUAUUGGCUUCCAGUGCUGUUAGCUGUUAUCUCCAAGCUGCGGGAACAUACAAUAAUCACAAAUCUCGAGCGUUGCUCCUCCGGGUUCUCUGGUUGCUGGGCUUGGACGACAGUCACGCCACCAUUUCGAGGGCGUUCGAAAACUACAAAGGCGAUCUGGUCAUUUGGUAUUGGCUCACUCUCAUUCCUCAAUUGCUCAUGUCACUCUCUCAUCGUGAGGCUAAACAUGCUCGACUUAUCCUCACUCGGAUCGCCAAACAACACCCACAAGCGUUGUUCUACAGUUUGCGAGUGACCAGAGAGGAUUUCAGCAGUCAUAAACGUCAACAAGCGAUGUUGAGUCGAAGUAUCAACGCCAAGAAAGCAAUGGAGGCUUCCAAAGCUGGUAAUCCUGCAAGUUCGGUCUCGGGAGAUGGCGCUGCCGACUCGCCCAACCCCGACUCGAAAGACUCCAAAGACAAGGAGGAUGCCGUCGCUGGUACCCCGUCCAGUCAACCGAAUCCCGCACCGACGCCUACUAGCGGAAACUUGCAGGUCCCCGGUAUGCCUGGACAGUCGAUGGCGGCUCCUCGACAACCGCUGGAUUUGGUCGAGGAAAUUAUGAACCUUCUCAAGACGACCUACCCUCUGCUCGCUCUGACAAUGGAAAAGAUGGUGGAUCAGAUUUCUCUACGUGCCAAGCCGUCAUCAGAAGAAGAUAUAUACCGAUUCUUUGCUGCUCUACUCAACGAUGCUAUGCAACAAUGGGGAGGACGCAAUGGUCUGCCAAACGAUGAUGGUGAAUUGAAUCAGGCAACGAAGGACAACCUAUCCAAGUUUGCUAACAAUCUCACCGGGGACCUCAAGGCAUCGAUCGAGGUCGACUUCAUGAAGGAUAUGCCUAAAUUGCGCGAGUACAUCAAACGUUUACAGUUCUGGCGUGAUAGCUACGAAAAAUCUCUGGACGCGCGACCCAGGGCUCAACCUAUCGAUCAAGGUGGCUGUAACCUCUUGGACUUCCAUCACACUCGUUUCGACGAAGUGGAAGUGCCAGGGCAAUAUGUCCAGCAUGUCGAUCAAACGGAGGAACUCGUCAAAAUUGCCAGGUUCUCUUCGAAGGCGGAGUUAGGUCGAGGCCAUGGUCAUUGCUUCAGACGAGUCAUCAUGAUUGGCUCUAACGGUGCUACGUACACAUGGAACGUCCAACUACCUGCUGCAAGGCAUUGUCGUCGUGAAGAACGACUUACGCAACUAUUUAGGAUAAUGAACUCUGUAAUGAAGAAACGCGUCGAGACGAGAAGGAGGAAUCUUCAAUUCCAUCUCCCCACAGCCGUAGCAUUGGCUCCACAAUUACGUCUGGUACAAAACGACUCGUCCUACGUCAGUCUCCAGGAUAUAUAUGACGAUUAUUGCAACAAGCAAGGCAUGUCAAGAGAGAAUAGUAUCAUGGCGGUUUACGACCGAAUGAAGUUGUUACAUGAUCCUACCAUGUCACGAACUGACCCCCGUUUCUUGCAACUCAAGAUCGAGGUGAUGGAUGAGAUACAGGCAAAGAUGGUACCGGAGACGAUUCUCACCAAUUAUAUGAUCAAAACGAUGAAUUCACCAGAUAGUUUAUGGUUGAUGCGUAAACAAUUCGCACUUCAAACGGCCACUGUCAUGUUCCUCACCUACGUCUGCAGUUUGAGUAAUCGUACCCCGAGCAGAUUCCAUCUUUCGAGGAGAAGUGGAUUAAUGUAUAUGACUGAGAUUCUUCCGGCUUUCGCCAAUGGCCGCGCGAUCAUCGAAUCCAACGAAUCGGUACCAUUCCGUCUCACACCGAACAUGCAACAUUUCAUCACUCGUGUUGGUAUAGAAGGGAUCGUCACUUCGGCCGUUACGGCCAUUGGACGGUCUCUCACCAUGCCAGAGUUUGAUCUGUCAGGAUCGCUCAGUUUGUUCAUAAGGGAUGAGGUCCUCACUUGGACAUCUACUUAUAGCAAAGACGCCAAGACGGAAGCUCCCAUCACUCAAACAGUUUACAAAAACGUCGAUGCGUUUAUUCGUCGAGCGUCACUCAUGGGUUAUUUGGGAGAGAACAAGGAUAAAACCCCUAUGGCAUCUCCCGCUGUACAUCUCAUCGUUCAACUCAUCUCACAAGCCACCGCACCUCUCCAAUUAGCACAAAUGAACGAAAACUUUAUGGCUUGGUAUUAAAUCUUCGUCGUUGCUGUCAUUCCAGGAAAACAAAAAUCUAAUGGAUCUAUUGUUGUAUAGUCAAAUCAGAAUGCAUGUUCAUGUCACUAUAGUU